AUGUAACAAAUAAGAGGCGCACAAAAAGGGGGGAGAACACAAGCCGACCGCGCAAAAAGUAGUCGGCAGUCCCACUUCCGGGGAUGCGGCACAGGAUCUACUCGCGCAAAGUUUGAGAUUUUGGGGGGCCGCUGCAAAUAUGCAGAGACCGGGAGGGCAAGGGACCGCCUUUUCCAUCGAUUCCCUCAUCGGGAGCCCCCAGCCCAGACCGGGACACCUGCUCUACACGGGCUACCCGAUGUUCAUGCCCUACAGGCCGCUGGUCAUCCCGCAGGCCUUGUCCCACUCCCCUCUCUCCUCCGGGAUCCCCCCGCUGGCCCCGCUCGCCUCCUUCGCCGGCCGCCUGACCAACACCUUCUGCGCCAGCCUGGGCCAAGGCGUGCCGUCCAUGGUGGCCCUCACCACCGCCGUGCCCAACUUCUCGGACCCCCCGGACACCUUCUACCCGCCGCAGGAGCUGCCGGGCCCUCGCCUGAGCGCGGCCGAGCCCGGCGCGAGGACGCACGAGAGCCCGCUGCACUCGGACGAGCUCCGCGGCCGCGACAAGAGCUCCGACCUGCUCAACUUCUCCGAAACUUUUCAGGCGAUAUCAGGCGAGACCAAACUGUACAGUUCCGACGACGAGAAAGCAGACCUGAAGUCGGCGGAGGCCGCGUGCAGCGACCGGGACGACAGCUCGGGGGACAGCGACAACGAGAGCUUCUCGGACGGCAACGCGUGCGGGCCUCACCCGCAGAAGGCCAAGCUGAAACUCGGGGCGGCCGCCAUGCACGACGCGCUGCCGCCGGGCGCCGCCUCGGCCGGCAAGAGUCGCCGGAGACGAACCGCCUUCACCAGCGAGCAGCUGCUGGAGCUGGAGAAGGAGUUCCACUGCAAGAAGUACCUGUCGCUCACCGAGCGCUCGCAGAUCGCGCACGCGCUCAAGCUGAGCGAGGUCCAGGUGAAGAUCUGGUUCCAGAACCGCCGCGCCAAGUGGAAACGUAUCAAGGCCGGCAACGUCAGCAACCGCUCGGGGGAGCCCGUGAGGAACCCCAAGAUCGUCGUGCCCAUCCCGGUGCACGUCAACAGGUUCGCCGUGCGGAGCCAGCACCAGCAAAUCGAACAAGGGACGCGGCCGUGAGCGCCGCGGAUGACGUCAUAAAAACAGACCCAAAAAAAAAACCCACUUCGAGUGACUCCGGCAUGAAGCACAAACUGGAGCGACGACUGGAAAUAUGCUGUCACUUUUAUUUAUUCAUUUGUGAAUAUGUACAUAUUUAAAAGAAGGAAGAAGAAAAAGACGAACAGUACAAACGGGCCCUAUAACAAGAAUGUGUCAAGACAUUUUUUUUCUUUUUUAAUAUUUAUAUGUCAGGCCAAAACUUUCUGUUGGUUGCAUGUCGUUUCCUCAUUUAGUGGAAAGUUUAACUUUUAGGGUUUUUUUUUUUUUUUUUUCAAGAUUGCUUAACGUUUGGUGUUUUGUACAAAUUUGUUUGCAUGUAAGACGGUUUUGGUUUUUGGAAGGAGCACAUUGGACAGAUGACGAAAAACGGAAGCGAGCAAUCAAGGGACGAGUGUAAAGUCUAUUGAGCAAAUAAAUUCGUUUAUAUAGCAAAGUCGGAUUCCACUUUUGAAUCGUUCAAUAAAACAAUCGUUUGACAGGUGACAUUUUGUGUGUGGCAAGGACCAAUAGAUAGACGACAGCGUUAAAAAAAACAACUAAAACCCCAAUUAAAACAUUAUUUUUCAAUUAUUAUUUUGCUCUCAGAUGUUAAAAAUAGUCACUUCAAUCUUAAUGUCAUGUUGCAUGCGUGAAAAAUCAAAGAGGGAAAAAAAAUCAAUGUGGUUCCGUUUCAUUUGUCAAUUCGGGAUGGCAAAUGGAGUGAUUUGUUUGAAAGUGGUCACGUGACCGAUGGCGCACCAGGGGCUCGUCUUCACCCUCGUUCACUAAAAGUUUACAAAAUUCACAAAAAAAUAUCACAAUCUAAAACAAAUGAAUCCACAGCAUCGAUUCAACAUGUGUUUGUGUGUGUGUAUACAUAUAUUGAAUAUUGGGGGUUAAUUACAUAUCAAUUACAGUUCCUCAGAUAUUUUUUUUUAAUUUUAUUUUAUAAAUAGGUAGUAGCUCAAACGGGUAUUGUACUAUUAUAUUAUAUAAUUUUACGUGUUCAACUGCCCUGAUUUAAAUCUGCUGAUAUUUUUCAGAUCAAGAUGAGAGGUUGCUGCAAAAUGGUUUACUCCCCCGGGGGGUGGGGGUGGCUCAAAGUAUUGAUGUUUUCAUGUUGAUUUAUGAACAAAAUAUUCGCUUUGGUUACACGUCACAUGACGUCAUAACGUGGUUGCAAAAGCCUGAAGCCUGGAAUCCUCAAAUUGUUUGAAAAUAUGGAAAAAUAUCACAAACUAUAGCAUUUAUUUUUUAGGCCUAAUUUCCCCCUUCUUAAACAUGUAAUGGAAUUUGAAUCAUGUUAUUGAAUUACAGUAUAUUAUUGGAUGAUGGUACUGAUUUAUGAACAUUUUUGAGAAAUCAACACCAAAGGAGGGUUUAAACACGACCCCCCCCGCCCUACACACAAAUAGUUCUUC
This is a messenger RNA of Syngnathoides biaculeatus (alligator pipefish), 2562 nucleotides long. RefSeq names its product gastrulation brain homeobox 1 (gene gbx1). Bases 140 to 1120 code for a protein of 326 amino acids. Gene Ontology annotation, biological process: regulation of transcription by RNA polymerase II; regulation of nervous system development. The record is from RefSeq and is a predicted model, not a curated record. Lineage: Eukaryota; Metazoa; Chordata; Actinopteri; Syngnathiformes; Syngnathidae. The transcript is spliced from 2 exons. Gene Ontology annotation, molecular function: DNA-binding transcription factor activity, RNA polymerase II-specific; RNA polymerase II transcription regulatory region sequence-specific DNA binding. Gene Ontology annotation, cellular component: nucleus.